AUGAUGUCCUUUCUAUCCCCUCUUGACGACCACGCAUACGUCAAGCCAGGCGUGUCAGGGCGGCUGAAGUCGCUGCGAAGAGGCUUCGACUACUUUGUCGGUACUGAGGAGCUCACGAACUACGCCAGGCAGGCUGGGCUGCAGCCGAUAGCGACAGCAGAGCUUCCAACCACUCCAAGCCGCCCCCAAAACGCUGUUCCGGAUGCUACAGAAUUGGCUGUUCGUGUGCAGACUAUUCCGGACGCCGUGCCCCCCGCCCAAGCUGCACCAGCACCACCUCGUCGUGCGCGGACCGCUCCUGAUACCGUACCCCCUGUCGCUCAAGCUGCACCAGUGCCGUCUCUUCGUGAGCGGGAUACUCCAGACGGUGUGGCUUCUGGUGGCCAAGCUACGGCUGACCAAUCAAGUCGUGUGCAUGUUGUUCCGGAGGCUACAGAAUUACCUGCUCGUGCGCGUGCUAUUCAGGAUGGUACAGAGUGGAUGGAGGAGCCGGAUGGAGAUCUCGAUACGUUGGAUGCUUUUGAUAACGAUUCCUUCCUGGACGCCAUGCGUCGAGAGAUGCUGUUCGGGAGGACAGCCGCCGAUGACGUGAACCUGUGUGGACCAGGAUCAGUCGUGGAACAGGGGUCAGAUGACGAAGACGACGGUGCGCUGAUGAGCAGUGACGAUGGUGAAGAGAGCGGCUACGACAGCAGCGAGGCCAGCUCUGGGGAGGAUGAAGUGGAACCUACCUUUGAGACCACAGAGGAGGAGUUGCGAGAGCUGACAGCCAGCGGCUGGACAACGUAUGAUGCUGAUCACUGUGGUGAACUGCAACUGAGUGCCGCAGCGGACUAUUACGAUGGACCAUCGGGCCCGACACGAUCAGCGCUGGCUUUUGCAGAUUCUCCGCUUGGGCUGUUUUUCUAUUUCUUGCCCAAGAAGUUAUGGAUUCGUAUUGCUGAGGAGUCCAAUCGGUACCGCUCACAGCUGAUACCAGAACUAGCGCAACGUCGCCGUGAAGCCUUGCUCAGUCAACAACUUCAGGAUCCCAGAAAGUCAGUACCACCGCUAGCAGAAAUCGAGGCGGAUCUCCGCCGCUUCAAGCCCAUCAAGCCUCACGAGAUUGUUCACGUUGUGGGGCUAUUGAUGGCGCGAGCCAUUGCUCCAGUUCGCGACGGCUUAGCAAAGCACCGGGCAACGGCAGAAGACAGUGCAGUACCCCGGGGUACCUUCUCCAGGUACAUGAAGCGCGCACGCUUCGAGGCGAUCACACGAUUUCUCCACUUCAACGACAACGAGAUGGCGGAGGCUGCGCACGACAAGGCGUGGAAAAUCCGGCCCGUGUUGCAAGCAGUAGAGAAAACGUUUCGCCGAGGAUAUCGGCUUGGACGCUGCAUCUCCUUCGACGAGGGCAUGGUGCCGAACCGCUCGCGGUUCAACCCAAUCAAGGUGUACAUGAAGGAUAAGCCUUCCAAGUGGGGAACCAAGUUUUACCUGACGUGCUGUGCGGAGACCGCGUAUUGUGCUAGUGUUGAAGUGUAUUGUGGAAAGAAGAGAGAAGGCAAGAAGGAGCAGAACGUGGGACCCAAAUCUGUUGUACGGAACAUCACCAAGGUGCUUCGUGGGCAGCCAUACAAACGGCUGGUCAUUACCGACAACUACUACUCGUCUAUCCAGCCAUCCAUCAAACUGCACAACAUGGGCCUGUAUCACGUUGGAACUGUCCGGAAGGCGCGUCUUGGCUGGUGCUCUGACAUCGAGUACAGCCAAAAAAAAAAAGACCAAAAAAAUGCCAAGGGGUCAGUAUCGCAUUGCCCAUUCACGCAGUAUCCAUACUUGGUAGCGCUCGCCUGGAUGGACUCAAAGCCGGUCAACAUGAUCGCCACAGGGUGUAGCACACAUCAAACAACCGUCAACCGGAGGGAGAAGGACGGCUCCAUCACGGUGACGCCGUGUCCACAGCUGGUUGUGGACUACGCCGAUGGUAUGAGCGGCGUUGACGUCCACGACCAGCUGCGGUUGGAGCGAUAUUCCCUGCAGAAGUGCGUGGCUUUCAAGAAAUAUUACAAGCAGCUCUUUCUUGGUAUUGUUGACAUGGCUUUGGUGAACGGGCUGAUCGUGCACAACAUUGCAAAGAGGCAAAACGACGAGAGAUCUACUCCACACGCCAGCUACUUACGUCGACUACACAAGGAUCUCCUAGCACUGCGAGACAUACAUUUUGAUUCCCACCCCGUCGCCGAAGACUUGGUGUCAGGACCAGUGACCCGCGGCGACCAUGCCCUGGCCAACACAAGCAACCGCUACGAGUCGGACACCCAGUCAAAGCGUCGCCAGUAUCUAUGCAAGGUAUGCUCUGCUCACACAAGCGGGAAGUCGUUCGAAACCAGUUACUUCUGUCCUACAUGCAGCGACUAUUUUGGUGGACGUGUGCCGCUAUGCCCCAAAGUGCGUCGCUUGGAGGAGGGAAAUACUCUCUCUUGCGCUCAGAUUUGGCACGACGUGUGGAAUGAUGGCCGAAACAUUCCAGCACUCCCCCACCAAAUUCGCUUCAGGGGGAAAAAGCGCAAGCGGUCUGAGACGAACAACGAAGAGAGUAAGGAGAAUGAGGGGGGGGGUGAGGAGAACGAGGAGAGUAAGGAGAACUAA
Phytophthora nicotianae INRA-310 is the source of this 2631-nucleotide messenger RNA. RefSeq lists its product as hypothetical. The record is from RefSeq and is a predicted model, not a curated record. Bases 1 to 2631 code for a protein of 876 amino acids. The transcript has 5 exons. NCBI's taxonomy places the organism in Eukaryota, Oomycota, Peronosporomycetes, Peronosporales, Peronosporaceae.